Cucurbita pepo subsp. pepo (vegetable marrow) is the source of this 910-nucleotide messenger RNA. The record is from RefSeq and is a predicted model, not a curated record. NCBI's taxonomy places the organism in Eukaryota, Viridiplantae, Streptophyta, Magnoliopsida, Cucurbitales, Cucurbitaceae.
CAAACCCCAUUAAACCCUAAUUUUCUCUAUCUCUGCUUUUCUACAACCGUUGCCCUUUUGCAUCCUUGGCCCUCUGCAACUGCAGCCACCUUCUUCAACCUCUCUCUACCGUUUUCCAUCAAUGGACCCAAAAGAAGUCAAGUCCGACUUGGUUUUGAUUCUGGACUUUGGCUCGCAAUACACCCAUCUUAUCACUCGCCGGAUUCGGAGCCUCUCUGUUUUUUCUCUUUGUAUUUCGGGGACUUCUCCGCUCAAGGCCAUCACUGAUCUCAAUCCACAAGUCGUUAUUCUCUCUGGUGGACCUCACUCUGUCCAUGCUAGCGACUCGCCGAGUUUCGCUGCUGGGUUCGUCGAGUGGGCGGAGGCGAACGGGGUUUUUGUUUUGGGUAUUUGUUAUGGGCUUCAGUUGAUUGUGCAGAGGUUGGGAGGUGUGGUGAAGGUUGGGGAGAAGCAGGAGUAUGGGAGAAUGGAGAUUGUGGUGGAGAAGGCUAAAGGGUUGUUUGGGACUAAGAAGGUUGGGGACAGGCAAGCUGUUUGGAUGAGCCAUGGUGAUGAGGUGGCGAAACUUCCUGAGGGGUUUGAAGUGGUGGCGAGGAGUCAACAAGGGUCCGUCGCGGCUGUGGAAAAUCAUUCAAAGAAGUUCUUUGGGUUACAGUAUCAUCCAGAGGUAAUGGGGUUCAUUUUUUUUUUCUUUUUACUUUGUACUCUGUAUUCUGUUUUGAUGAGCUAUUGGAACUUUACGUUCUUUCUUUGCGUGUUGUUUUGCAAUAAUAUUCCGUUUUCAGAUUUAAGAUUGACCACAUGUUUGUUUAAUUUCUGGAGAGUUCCACCUCGAUGCUGUUUGAGUUUUUCGAACUUUGGAUUUUGUAUGUGUGAUGCCUUGUUAAAAAACUAGUUCGAGAAGGCCAAA